Leptosomus discolor (cuckoo roller) is the source of this 442-nucleotide messenger RNA. The record is from RefSeq and is a predicted model, not a curated record. Lineage: Eukaryota; Metazoa; Chordata; Aves; Leptosomiformes; Leptosomidae.
CCCGCGGCGCUUCACCAUCUACCCCUGCGUUUUGGGGGCGCAGGGCUUCACCUCCGGGCGCCACUACUGGGAGGUGGAGGUGGGCGAUAAAACCCACUGGGCUCUCGGCGUCUGCAAGGAUUCGGUGAGCCGGAAAGGGGAACUCACGCCCUUACCGGAGACGGGAUAUUGGCGAGUUCGGCUCUGGAACGGCGACAAGUACGCGGCCACCACCACCCCCUUCACCCCGCUGACGGUGCGGGUGAAGCCGAAGCGCGUCGGCGUCUUCGUGGACUACGAAGCCGGCAAAGUGGCUUUUUACAACGUCACCGACCGCUCCCACAUCUACACCUUCACCGACACCUUCACCGAAAAGAUCUGGCCGCUUUUUUACCCGGGGAUCCGCGCCGGGAGGAAGAACGCGGCGCCGCUCGUGAUCCGGUCGCCCACGGAUUGGGAGUGA